Molecule: messenger RNA, 717 nt
Organism: Medicago truncatula (barrel medic)
Lineage: Eukaryota; Viridiplantae; Streptophyta; Magnoliopsida; Fabales; Fabaceae
Product: dehydration-responsive element-binding protein 2D
Exons: 1
Coding region: 103-597 (164 amino acids)
Biological process (GO): response to stress; positive regulation of DNA-templated transcription
Cellular component (GO): nucleus
Molecular function (GO): DNA-binding transcription factor activity; transcription cis-regulatory region binding
Source: RefSeq, a predicted model, not a curated record
AAUAAUACAUACUUAUAGUAUUAUCAUUAAAAAAGAAAACAGUAUAUAGUAUUUAUAUUUACUAGUAGCAAAGGUAGCUACAACUUCAGUAGUGAGUGAGCAAUGAUGAAAAAGGAAUCAAAAAAGCUACGAUCAAGAAGAAAAGGAGGACCAGAGAAUGCAUUAUGCAAUUACAAAGGAGUUAGGCAAAGGACUUGGGGAAAAUGGGUUGCUGAAAUAAGAGAACCCAAACGUGGCACUAGGCUUUGGCUAGGAACAUUCAACACCUCUAUUGAAGCAGCACUUGCCUAUGACAAUGCUUCAAAAAGGUUAUAUGGCGAAUCUGCUAGGCUCAAUUUGGCACCAUCACAAUCCUCUACAACAACAAGUAUAGGGAUUGAUCCUACACAAUCUACAGCUCCUAAAUGCAUUGAAGAAAAUUCUAAUAAUAAUAAUAAUAAUAAGGGUGUGUUAGUGGAGACUAAUUUGGACCUUGAGUUACAAAGUCUUCCAUGGAAUACUAGUGACUUUGUCAUGGAUGAUUUUAUGGAACUUAAUGAUACAUUACUGGCUCAAGGGCUUAAGGAUUGGGAUCCAUCAUCGUUACUAGAGAUUUAAUCCAUCCUUUCGCACAAUAAUUUCAAUGUUUAAAUUAGAGUUUUGAAAAUUGGCUGCUACUCACACCUUUGAUGUAUUAUAUAAAUGCAUGUGUUACUUAUUAUUAUUUACUAUAUUUUA